Candidula unifasciata is the source of this 750-nucleotide messenger RNA. The record is from the annotation of a GenBank genome assembly. NCBI's taxonomy places the organism in Eukaryota, Metazoa, Mollusca, Gastropoda, Stylommatophora, Geomitridae.
AUGGCAGGAUCUAUAGUCAGAACAUUCUGUGUUAUAAAAAAUUUACCAACUCCUACAACAGGUUUAUUAGCUUCACAACAGACUGCUCGUAGCUUUCACAAGCACCUAACAAGUCCGCUGACAAAAUCCUGUUGUCCAUGCCAGGUUUUCUGUCAGAGAUGUGCCAAAAGUAGUACUUCAGUAUUUAGUGCAGGUUUCUCUAGCUACAGAGGAGAUGGUUGUAUUAACAGUUUGUAUGUUGGUAAGAAAGAUUUACUGUGUGAGACUAGAAAUGUGAGCUUCAGGAUGGGCAGCAAGAUUUCUCAAGUGAGGAACAAGUCCAAAACCACACAGCAGGAUACUGAAAAUGAAGAGAAUGAUUCGGACCAAGAUGAUGCACUAGAUGAUGAUGACUUUGAUGCCCCACCACAGUUCAAAGUCCAGAAGAUUACUGCAGCUUCUAACAGAGCAGAUGCUGUUAUCAGCCAUGCUUUGAAUAUAAGCAGAAAUGAAUUUGAGGAGAUUUUCUUGAAAUCAGCACUUUAUUUAAACGGAGAAAAGUUACUGAAGAAAUCAGUGAAGAUGGACACAGGUGACUAUGCAGACGUUGUUUUGGAAAAGACAGAAGAUCAGCUAAAGGUGAAAAGAGUGAAAGUUCUGAAAAUCUACUCAGACAAGACCAGCAAAGACAGGAUGAUUUUGAAGGUUCGAGUCUGGAAGACUCCAUUUUUAUUGCCAAAACCUGAGUUUAAACCUCACAGUUCUUCAUAA